AUGCACGACAGUAUUUCAAGCAGCGAAACGGAGGUUGAGGACGGCGAUCAUGUCAAAAGCGGAGCUGGGGAAGACAAUCCCCAGAAAAUUGCAUCGCCUGAAUCAUCGAAUGAUGGGAAUGAAAAUUGCAACAACACGAGUUACUCGGUAGCUAAAUGGGCCAAAAAGCGUUUGGAGGAGCAUGAAAAUCUUCCAUCGCAAUCAGUCAGCUGGUGGCACCCCCAUCUAGCGAGAGUACGAAGGCACACAUCUUUGCUUUGGGUUAGAAACACUGUGAUUAUCUGCGUGACGACCUUUGCAAUUCUUUGUCUCUAUUGGGGCCUUGUUUUCAACAUUGAAGAGAACUUAACGUCGCUGGUCUGUUAUGUGGUUGAUUUCGACGGGCAAGCUGCGCCCUAUGAUAACAUCACGCCACUCAUAGGGCCAAUGGUAACAAACUUGGCCAACGAGACGUUAUGGAGUUCGACGCCCUCCAUCGGAUACCAAAUACGAUCCGCAAGCGAAUUCAACUACGACCCUAUGCAAGUUCGCCUAGCCGUAUACCACUUCAGAGCAUGGUCUGCCAUCAUUGUCAACUCUAAUGCAACAACACUCCUACAAAAUGCAGUUGCAGUAGGCAAUUCAUCAUACGAUCCAACAGGCGCAAUCCAAGUAAUCACUAUGUCUGGCCGGGAUUCGUUCAUGACAUACAGCUACAUCUUGCCAGACCUCAACACAUUUGCCCAGAAGCUCACAUCGCAAUUCGGCAGAGUUUGGGGCGACAUGAUUAUGGCGAAUCAGUCAUUGACGAAAGAAACUUUGCGGCAGGCUGCCAGUGCCGUUAACCCAGCGAUUUCCCCAUUAAUGCUAGACCUCCGACCUUUCGGUCCCCCAGCGGCGACACCCGCUGCUACGUUUGGUUUAAGUUUCCUUAUCGUUCACUUUGGGUUUACCUACUAUCUCGCAGAUGACAUGAAAUGCAUUACUCCCGAAGGUCAUCCGCCCGUGCACUACUGGCAUCACGUCAUCCGACGCUGGUCGACACUCAUGGCCUCGUACUUCUUUUUGUCGCUUGCCUACUGUUUGAUAUCGCUAGCAUUCCAAGUUCCGUUAAGCAACCCGCCAGCUUCGCCUGUAGAAGUGGCAGAAAACCCAAACGCAUUCGGGAAGGCGUCGUUUAUAGUGCUCUGGAUGCUGCAUUUCUUGGGAAUGGCAGCGCUCGGAAUGGCCUGCGAGAAUAUGGCAAUGGUUAUCGGCUCCCGAUGGGUCGGACUUUGGCUAAUUUUUUGGACUCUUACGAAUACCAUCACAGGCUUCUGGCCUCCAGACAUUGCUCCCGGAUUUUAUAGGUGGGCAUAUGCAUGGCCCUACCACCAUGUUGUGGAAGGAAGCAGGCAGAUUUUGUUCGAUCUACAUUCACGCAUAGGCCUGAACUUUGGUGUUCUCACCGCAUGGGUGUGUGUAAACACGCUCUUCUUUGGCCCUGCUUGUUACAUCAUGAGAUGGAAGGACGAGAGAAAGACACGCAAGCAAGAGAAGCAUCUUCCUCACUUCAACCUCAGGCGAUUUGACGUUGAGAAGCAAAUAUCAAAACCGCCCGGGAUCAAGCCACCACGGAGGAAAAGAGGUUUCUUGCGAGCGAUGUAA
Messenger RNA from Colletotrichum truncatum, 1626 nucleotides. RefSeq names its product mnng and nitrosoguanidine resistance protein. Gene Ontology annotation, cellular component: membrane. Lineage: Eukaryota; Fungi; Ascomycota; Sordariomycetes; Glomerellales; Glomerellaceae. The record is from RefSeq and is a predicted model, not a curated record.